GUGGCCGAAGUGGGCGGGCGGAAGGAUUGUUGUGUUGGGGACGGCGCGGUGGUUGAAUCGUUAUCGGUGAAGAAACGGGAGGAGGUGGCAUGUGCCGGGCACUGAUCUUCGGGUGACAGGGUUGAAUUGUACGAGUGGAGCCGUUCAGCAGUACAAUGAGCUGGGUGGUGGAAGCGUGGAAGGAGGGUCUCCCCACCAAGACCCUUCAGAAGAUUCAGGAGCUGGAGAGUCAGCUGGAUAAGCUGAAAAAGGAGCGACAGCAGAGGCAGUUCCAGCUGGAGUCUCUGGAGGAUGCCUUCCAGAAACAGAAACAAAAGGUAGAGAGUGAGAAGAGUGAGGCGACGUCCCUGAAAAGAGAGAAUCAGAGCUUGAUAGAAUUAUGUGACAGCCAGGAGAAGACGAGGCAGAAGUUGGCCCAUGACCAGCAAAUGAAGGACACCCAGAUCAACCUCCUGGAGGGCCAACUGAUCGCAAGUAAAAAGCAGAUUGAGAAGCUGGAGCAGGACCUGAAAAGAUACAAGAGUGACCUGGAGAGGGGUCAGCAAUCGUUUAAUGGGAUGGACAUGUCGGUAUGCGUCACUCCUCAGAAGAGCUUCGCUGCUUCAUUUACACCUGUCAAGUUCGAUGAGUCAAAGUAUGAGGAGCUGCAGGACAAGUACAAUAAAGAAGUGGAGGAGAGGAAAAAGCUGGAAACUGAAUUAAAAAUUCUUCAGAUUAAACUUUUGAACCAGAAUGCCCAGCCUACUUCCCAGAACCCCAUCAAUCACCGAGACAUUGCUCGCCAUCAGACUUCUUCCUCUGUCUUCUCCUGGCAACAAGAGCGUACGCCGAGCCGCGUUUCCUCCAGCAGCCACGACACGUCACUCAAAAGGAGCUUCUCUUCCACUCAGUGUCCCUGGGAGCAGGAGGAGACGCCAAGCAAAAGAGGCUACAAACCCGAUACCUCCAACAGAAGCUUCUGUGAUCCCCAGAACACCGCAGCAAGUGACCAGCUCAAGAGCCAAAACCAAGAACUGCGAUCCAAAGUGAACGAGAUGGAGCUGCGAUUGCAAGUUCAAGAAAAAGAGCUGAAAAAUCAACUGAAUAGACUUCAGGAGACCCAGACACUGCUGGAGAAGACUCAGGCAGAACUCCAAGAGAAAGACAAAGUGUUGACAAAGAGUCGCGAUGACUUGGCCCGCGUGACCUUACAGUACGAUCAGACGGCAGACAGGUGUGCGCAGACUGAACAGAAACUGAAGAAGGUUACCGAUGAGCUAAGCUGUCAGAGACAAAAUGCUGAAAGUGCCCGACUGACUGUAGAGAACAAGCUAAAGGAGAGAGAAAAGGAAAAUCAACAGGAACUCCUCCGACAACAAAACUCCUUAAAGAACAUGGAGCAGCAGUUGAACCAGAUGAAAGCCAAACAGAGCCAGGAGUCCCAGCAAGCCAAGAAUGAAUUUAAUGCCAUCCAAUCAGAACUUGACCGUGUGGUACACGGGAAGAAGGUGUUGGAAGGUGAAGUUGAGGAACUGAAACAGAAGUUAUCCAAAUCAGGACAGACUCUGCAAGCAAGCGAGAAUCAAGCCAAUCAGUUUAGAAAAAACCUUGAAGAAGCCAAGUCUCAGCAAAAUGCAAUUAGAAGCCAACUGGAUCAGAAGACUAAGGAAGCUUUGAAAAUGGAGGAGGAAAUGAUUGUAGCAAACCAAACUAUACGGCAAAACCAGCAGCUUGUGGAUAAACUGACAGACAAAAUUAGCAACUUGGAAGCAGAGCUGAAAUGCGCCCUACAGAAACUACAUAGUCAAGAUUCAAACUCUGAAAGCUUGCAAAAUCUGAAGGUGACCCUGGCUAAUCUGGAAAAAGAGAGAGAUCUUGCACAAAACAAGCUAAAGAAAAUGGAGAACGAUGUGGAAGAGACCAAGAACGCCUUAACUAAGAUGGCCGAGGAGUCGCUGGCUUUGAAGAAGCAGCUUAAUUAUAAAGAAAAAGAAUGCCAAGAUUUAAUCAAUGCAAAUUCCUCCCUUUCCAAAUGGAAGAAUGAGCAUGAAAAUUCUGCUUCUCGGUCCUCCAUAGAAAGAGAAGAAAUGUUGGCAAGAGUGAAAGAGUUGGAAUCUUUGAUCCAGAGUCAUACGGACCAAGUAAAUGCUCUAGAAAAUGACAAGCAGAAUCUGAACACACAGGUAAAAAAUAUGCAAGAGCUUGUUAACUUGAAAACCGCUGAUCUAGAGGCCCAACAAGUUACCUGUUCAAAAAUCCAACAGCAACUGGAAUCCGAAGGGCAGAAAUACCAAAAUGAUAUAGACUGCCUGGUAAAGCGGAUAUACGAACUGGAGGCUGAAGUUAAACUUCGAGAAUCGGCAGACGGUUCGAGCCAAGUGUCCCACUUGGAGAGCGAAUUACAGAACCAGAAGAAACAAUGGGCUGAAUUACAAAGUCAACGUGAUGAACUUCUGAAAAGCAAAGUGGAUGUUCAGAAUGAAAUGUUACAAAUAAAAGAAAUGCACGAGAGCUUUGUUUCUGAAUCUCGAUGCCAGGUUGAAAGCUUACAAGACAACAUAUCCUCCAAACAGAGUUAUGUUGAUUCUGUUGUUUCUGCCAUCAGGGAAAAGGAGGAAGAAAUUGGCAUGUUGUCUGAAAAACUGAGACUUGCUAAUUCAGACUUGGAGUCUGCUAAUCAAGGUAACAAAGAACUUUAUGAUCAACUGCAGGAGCUGAAGCAGCUGUCGGAGUCUUGGUCCAUAGAGAGGGAGUCGUUAAUUAGUUCAAAUAAAAAAGAAAUUGAGAUGCUAACUGCAGACAACAAACAAAUUAAAGAACUCGGCAUUAAGCUGAAUGAGAAGCCACAGUUACAGAAAGUGAAUGUUGACUUGGGCCCUGUGAUUGACCACAAUGCGAAACUGGAUUGUGCUGACAGCAUGGAGGAAGAAUGUGCCACCGAUGGCUACAAAGGUGUAAAGGAAAGUUUGAAAAUGGAGCAGGAGGAAUUCAAAGAAAAGUUGGACAGGAUUCAAAAGGAGAACACUCGUCUACUUGGAGCAAAUGAGGAGCUGACGGCACUGGUUGGAAGCCUCCGAAAUGAACUUUCACUUAAUAAAAUCAUGGAAGAGUUGAGAGUGUCUUUGAAAAAACGUCAGACUCAGUUGGAAUCUUCGAAAACGGAGUGUGAGACUGAAUCAGUACUUGUAAAAGAUAUCAACAAGUCUGUCAGUAUCCUAAACUCGCCAAUCAAAGAUGUUGGGGGCCAAAUCCACGCAAGCACUGAGCAAGAAACCUUACCGAGCAUCAGUGGUUUGAAAAAGAGAGAGAGCAUUGAUAUGGAUGGAAAUCAAACUCUAAUGUCUGAAGUGUGUGGAUCACUUUUUGAUGAUAGUAAAAUACUUGAUGAUGAUGUAAAUGAAGAGACCCUUCCUUUAUCGCUGGUACCACAGCACCAUGAAGGGAACGAGACCUUGUUGAUACAUCUAGAUCAGCUUACUUUGACGGGCACGGAUGAUGUUACCAAGUCAUUGUCUCAACUCCUGGAGCUAAACCAUCUUCAGGCCCAGCACACGACCUCCUUGUCUCCUUUUACUUCUCCAUCUGGUAAAGUCAACAGCGAUGAGACUGGUGGAGAAACAAAGAGAGACAGAAAAUCUAUUUCCGGUCAGCUUGUUGACUUGAUCCUCCAGCAAUCUCCUGAGAAGCAACAUGUUUUAUUUUCUCGCUUGACCAACGAAGAACCCUGCAGCAUAGAAGACUUGCUUACAGUUUAUCAGGUGGAGCUGGAUAACCUACGCAAAGAGCAUUUAGCUGACAUUUCAGCAUGGCAACAGAAAUUAAAUGAUCAAGCAUCAGCAAUGGAAGCCAAGUUGUCGGAAGAGAAGGUUCGCAGUGACCAGUUGUUACAAGAAUUAGAGGCUGCAAAGCUUGAACUCCAGGUUCUCGACUUAAGUGCACGUUCCCUAUUGUUUGAUAGUGAAGAUAUAACUACAAGACUUGAUGCCACCAAUCAAAGCCUCUGCACUUAUUUGCCCAUUGGAAGACUUUCGCUUGGCAACCAUGAAUUCAGAAAAAGUGACACUCCAAAGCAAAGCCAGGAAAAAACCCCAAAUAAUUCUGAAGGAAGCACAGAGGAUACUAGCAAAGAGGAAGACCGUGAAAACAAAGGAAACAGAAGGUCUUCUAGGCAGAGGAAGAAAAGGAAAACUAACACAGCAGAUAAGCCAAAGGUCAGAGGAGUUUCUGAGUGUUCCCAGGUAAAGACUCCAGAGUCUUCAAACGAAAGAGGGAAUCUUCUUCAACUUCUUAAGGAAAAAGACAAGAGUAAUCAACAUUUGAUAAUGCAAAUAAAAGAGCUCUCUUUGCAAAUUGAGAUACACAAGACAGAACAUAGCAUUAAGGAGGGUCAAAACCAAGAACUAGAACAAAAGUCAAAGGAACUGGAAAAUGAAAGAUCGCAGUUGUUGGAAAAAAUUGACUUGAUUUCCACCGAAAAACUGCAGUCAUUGAACAGAAUUGCUGACCUUGAAAAAGCUCUUCGUGAAACAUUGACAGGGAUGGAACUUCUCAAAACAAAGAUUUCAGAGUUAUCAGAAAUAAGAGACCGUUUAGAGCUGUCAAAUGAGGAAUGGAAAGAAAGCUAUCUUCAGGCAGAAAAUGAAAUAAGAAGAACCAAGUCAGAAAAAACAAAUAUCGAGACUCAUGCAUUGUCUCUAGAAGCAGAUCUGGAUUCCCUUCAGUCUAAAUGUCAGCGUUUACAAGAAGAAAGUGAAAGCCAUUUAAGAUCUCUAAAUGGAUUGGAAGAAGUUUUCAAAGGGGUCCAGGCAGAGAAAAAUCAGUUGACUCAAGAGCUGGAAAACUUAGCGGAAGAAAAGGAAGAACUCGAACAAAUGAACAAAAAACUAAAGGAAAGAGAAACUGAGUUGGAAUCCAAUAAGGAAAACUCCAAGGAGCUCAUAAAGAUAUUGGAAGCUGAUAUACGAUCUUUGAAAGAGAAGAUCGAGGUGGCAAAUUUGACCGCGGUAGAGUUAGCGGCAGAAAGGGAGAACAUGAAUCGAUUACGGGAAAAUGAGACCUUGCAAAUUCAAGAGCUGCAAAGUCAGGUGCAGCGAGUACAAGAGGAAAAGCAACUUCUGUUCCAUGAAUGGCAAGAAUUGGAGACCCAGCUGAGUUCCUUUAAUGAAGAAAAGAGUGAACUCUCUCGCUUACUGGCACGUUGCCAGGCAGAGAAACAUGAAAUGACCACCAGGUUGAACUCUGCUCAGGAAGAAGUGGCUCUCAUGCGGACAGGAAUUGAGAAGCUUAAAGUUAAAAUUGAGUCAGAUGAAAAGAAAAAACAUCAGGCCACUGAGAUGCUAAAACAAAGUGAAAGGAAAUUUGACAAUCUCAAUGAUAAGAUUGAGUCUUUGGAGCGAGAGUUGGUCAUGACUGAGGAAAAUUUGGAAAGCGCUAUCCUUGAUACUGAAACUGCAAAGGAGGAGACAGAAAGCUUAAAGUCCCAAAAAGAAGCCCUAGAGAAGGAGUUAAAUACAUUAAGGAAAACACUUGUGGAUCUGGAAAAUGAGCUUCAGAAUAGCCGGGCAAAAGUCAUUGAAUUAGAAACUGCUAUUCUUAAUCUCACAGAGACUCUGGAAAAAAGAGAAGCCGAGCAUACUCAAUUCAAAGAAAGUUCUGAGAAGGAACUUGAGAUGCUUCAAACUCAAAUGAAUGACACAUGUAAGCAGAAAGCUCUUUCUGACAAGAAAUUUGAAGCGAUCAUAGUUGAGCAUUCUGAAAUCAGAGUUAAGAUGGAACAAGAUAGAGAACAAUUGGUACAACAGUUGGAAGAAGCCCAGUUGGCAAGCAGUGAUCUUAGGGGAUCUGUAGAUAAACUCUCAGUGGAAGUAGAAGAGUGUAAGCUCCAACUAGCCGAAAAGGCACAACAUCUCACAGCUCUUGAGAGCCAACUUAAAGAUUCUGAAGAAUGGGAAUCCAAAUAUUCUUUAGAAUGCUCUCAAUUAGAACGGGUGACGGAAAAUCUGAGAAAUGAAAAGAUGAAUUUGCUGUCAAAAUUGGAAGAAUUGGAAAACAAGUUACAGACUGUGACAGCAGAGAAUGAUUCUCUUCAAGCUAUCAUCUCUGACCUCAAACUAUCCUGUGAGAAUUUGGUUUCACAGUUAGAAUCUGCAAAUUCAGAGAAAAUGGCUCUUCUAGAAAAGAGAGAAGCUGAGCAUACUCAAUUCAAAGAAAGUUCUGAGAAGGAACUUGAGAUGCUUCAAACUCAAAUGGAUGACAUGUGUAAGCAAAAAGCCCUUUCUGACCAGAAAUGUGAAGAAGCUCUAGCUGAACAUGUUGAAAUCAAAUAUAAGAUGGAACAAGAGAAAGCACAGUUUGUACAACAGUUGGAAGAAGCUCAGGUGACCAGCAAGGAAUCUGUAGACAGACUUUCACUGGAAGUAGAAGACUGUAAGCUCCAAAUAGCUGAAAAGACAAGGCAUCUCGUCGCUCUUGAGACCCAACUUAAAGACUCAGAAAAUCAGGAAUCAAAAUACUCCUCAGAAUGCUCUCAAUUUGAACAGGUAAUGGAAAAUCUGAAAAGUGAAAAGAUGGAUUUGCUGUCAAGGUUGGAAGAGAUGGAAAACAAGUUACAGACCAUGUCAGCAGAGAAUGACUCCCUUCAAACUAUCAUCUCGGAACUCAAAACGUCCUGUGAUAAUUUGGUUACACAGUUGGAAUCUACACAUUUUGAGAAAAGAGCUCUUCUAGAAAAGAGUGAAGCUGAGCAUGCUCAAUUUAAAGAAAGUUCUGAGAAGGAGCUCGAGAUGCUUCAAACUCAAAUGAAUGACCUGUGUAAGCAAAAAGCCCUUUCUGACCAGAAAUGUGAAGACGCUCUAGCUGAACAUGCUGAAGUCAAAUAUAAGAUGGAACAAGAGAAAGCACAGUUUUUACAACAGUUGGAAGAAGCUCAGGUGACCAGAAAUGACCUUGAGCAAUCUGUAGGUAGGCUGUCACUGGAAGUAGAAGACUAUAAGCUCCAAAUAGCUGAAAAGACAAAGCAUCUCAUCACUCUUGAGACCCAAUUUAAAGACUCAGAUGAUCAGGAAUCAAAAUACUCCUCAGAAUGCUCUCGAUUUGAACAGGUAAUGGCAAAUCUGAAAAGUGAAAAGAUGGAUUUGCUGUCAAGGUUGGAAGAGAUGGAAACCAAGUUACAGACCAUGUCAGCAGAGAAUGAUUUCCUUCAAACUAUCAUCUCAGAACUCAAAACCUCCUGUGAUAAUUUGGUUACACAGUUGGAAUCUGCAAAUUUUGAGAAACGAGCUCUUCUAGAAAAAAGAGAAGCUGAGCAUGCUCAAUUUAAAGAAUGUUCUGAGAAGGAACUUGAGAUGCUUCAAACUCAAAUGAAUGACCUGUGUAAGCAAAAAGCCCUUUCUGACACGAAAUGCGAAGAAGCCCUAGCUGAACAUGCUGAAAUCAAAUAUAAGAUGGAACAAGAGCGAGCACAGUUUGUACAACAGUUGGAAGAAGCUCAGGUGACCAGCAAUGACCUUAAACAAUCUGUAGGUAGACUGUCACUGGAAGUAGAAGAAUGUAAGCUCCAAAUAACUGAAAAGACGCAGUGUCUCAUCGCUCUUGAGACCCAACUUAAAGACUCAGAAGAUCAGGAAUCAAAAUACUACUCAGAAUGCUCUCAAUUUGAACAGGGAAUGGAAAAUCUGAAAAGUGAAAAGAUGGAUUUGCUGUCAAAAUUGGAAGAAUUGGAAAACAAGUUACAGACCAUGUCUGCAGAGAAUGAUUCUCUUCAAACUAUCAUCUCAGAACUCAAAACGUCCUGUGAUAAUUUGGGAACACAGCUGGAAUCUGUGAAUGCUGAGAAAAGAACACUUCUAGAAAAGGUGGCUGAACUGACCGACAACUGUUGCCACCUACAAAGUAAGUUGCAUGAUGCUGAUCUGCACAUCAAAACUGCUGAAGAUCAAAGCUGCCAAGAUAAGAAGGCACUGGAAGAGGAGAUGCAUGUCAUCAGGCAGCUACACGAGGAGAAUUGCGCUCAGCUCCAUUCAGCUACAUCCCAAACUGCAGAACUAAAAGAGACCAUCGCAAGUCUGCAGAGUGAACUGGAAUCUCAGGCAAUCGCACACAGGAAUGAUAUUAUGGAGUAUGAACGGCGUCUUCUUCAGACGGAGUCUAUCCACAAAACAGUUCUGGAUGACGCGGUGAAACAGCAUAAGGAAGACCUAGAUGGUUACCAAAAGCAGCUGACCUCCAUAGAAGCACUUCUCGCUGCCCAGAUACAGGAGAUUGAUGGCUUGAAAGCCAAUAACACCGAAGUGAACAAUUCAUUGUGUCAUGCUCAGGAGCAGCUGGCAGGACAGAAGGCUCGUAUUGAUCACAUGACACAGGAAAACGCGGCAGCUUCUGAAGCCCUCAAUCGCUGGGUGAACUCCUGUAAACUGCUGGAACAGGAGAAAGAAGAGCUCAAGAAACACAUCACACAGCAAGAGGAGACCUUAUCACACAAGCAAAAAGAAGGAAUGGACACCAGUGCAAAUGACCUCGUAUCCGAGAUGGAGGAACUGAAGCAGUGCUUGGAAGAGAAGACGCAGGAGGCAGAUGACAGCAUUGAGAAAUACUGCAAUCUAAUGAUUAAGACACACAAACUGGAGGAGAGCAAUGACAUGCUGAAGAAACAGGUGGACUUCUUGAACUCGAAGCUGAAAGGAUUCGAAGUUAAGGAAGAGAAUGGCGCUCCAUCCUCCGUAUUGGACCAGCCAUUACCUGAGGGCCGUCCACUGUCGGUCUCGGACAAACCAUUACCUGAGGGCCGUCCACUGUCGGUACCUGGGGCUGAGAGGAGACCCCAGAAGAGCAGGAGAUCCACACAAGGGUCUGGGAAACCAACGAAUAAGCGGCGGAGAGACUCUGAUAACGCAGGGAGCGCACCUACAACACCCCAGUGUGUCACCAAGAAGGUGAAGAAAGCACCCAUUACCCUGGCAGAGGAAGAAUUUGAACCUGAUGGACUUCCCGACGUUGUGAGAAAGGGUUUCGCUGACAUCCCAUCAGAAAAGCGAAGUCCCUUUGUCGCUAGGAGGACGACUGUGCCGCUGCGGAAAAGCCCCCGCCUGGCUUCACAGAAAAAUUCCCCAUCCCUCUUCAGUACACGCAUGGGCAAUCUGGAGAACCUGGCUGUCCUUUCCAGUCCAACACCAGGGGGCAGCAAAUCACAGGAGACAAAGACUAAGACUCUGGAGGCCAUCGUGAUGAGAGGCUCUGGGCCAGCGGACGGUCAGUCCCCUCUUUCUACCCACAACAAGAUGAAAAGACGCCUGUCAGAAAUGGGCACCCCGGGCAAGAUGGACACAGCGGCUGUGCUUGAUGACACGGAGGAGGAGGGGAAUUGCCAAGUGCAGUAAUCUUUAUACACGACAUUGCUGUGCCCGGGGAAGGCGCACACAGACUGACCGAUAAUCCAGUAUUGGAUGGAACUGUUUUUAAUACUAUAAAGAAGAAUAGACAUUCUGACUACACGGGCCGAGCCCAGAAGCAUGUCUGUAAAAAAAUUAAGAUAUUUCUUUUUUAUACAUAUUUUUUUAUUUAUCCGUUGCUUCCUUGCUUUAAAACAUAGACUUAUUCAUCAAAACCGUGAUGGCGUACAAACUGCAAUCAUUUUAAGCAGUCAAUAAGAUUUUAUUUUCUGUAGUCUGGUCAGUGGUGUAGUCAUCAAUUUGUUACUCUACCCACGUUGCUCGUACUCCUAAUUGUUGGCCACUCUUCACAGAUUCUGCACCGAGGAAUGACCGUUUUUAUGUUUAUUUACUGCCCCCUACAGGUGAAGACAGGCAAUGGAGUUACCCGUGGCAUGAACCUUUCCUUAGCCUGGGUACACACUUGUGCAGCUCUGCGAGUCACGUUUUGCCCAGACACGGCAGCCUAUUCGCUUCUGUGCCUCCCAAAAAUGCACCUUCUCUGAAAAUGUGGCCCACACAGAAAUGACAAAUGCAGUGCAGUCCCCAGUUCGGGAAGCCACCUUGCAGUUUCCAGUGCGUAGGGGUGCUGCCAUUAGGCGAGGGCUGCAACUAAUGAUUAUUUUCAUAAUCGAUUAGUUGGUCGAUUUAUUGUUUCGACUAAUCGGAUAAUCUUAAA
Molecule: messenger RNA, 10083 nt
Organism: Rana temporaria (common frog)
Lineage: Eukaryota; Metazoa; Chordata; Amphibia; Anura; Ranidae
Gene: CENPF
Product: centromere protein F
Exons: 21
Coding region: 156-9353 (3065 amino acids)
Biological process (GO): regulation of G2/M transition of mitotic cell cycle; metaphase chromosome alignment; mitotic cell cycle
Cellular component (GO): chromosome, centromeric region; spindle pole; nucleus
Molecular function (GO): microtubule binding; transcription factor binding; protein homodimerization activity
Source: RefSeq, a predicted model, not a curated record